ACAUGAAUGAAUCAGAUCAGUGCAGUUGCACUGCGCCGGACCUUGACAACGCAUUAUCUCUUCAGAUGCAUCAAUCAACACCGUUUAACCACACAAUAAAAACUGACUAAUUUGAAGCUAAACAGAAACACAAAAUCAGUGACCUUUCGAACUUCGUCGCGACAUCUUCGUUAUCGCUUGUACCGGCACGAUAAAGUUUUUUUUUAUUUUUAUUUUAGCUACAGUGGGGUCACCAUGAACUCGGAAAAAAAUAAAAGCAAGCCGUCCAGAUUUAUUAAAAGAAAUUCGUUAUUGACCGACUUGUUCGAAAAUGACCACAUUAAGACGGUUUAUCAUUUAUUUAUUGCCACUUUCAUUGGACUGUUUGUUAAUACGGUGGCCUACGACUAUUUAAAAAAAGGAGAGGUAGUUCUAGGGUUAAAACUGAUUAAAUCAGGUUUCGGAAAACUGCACAUAGCGCUAUUAGUGUGGUGCGGGUACUUCUUAGUCACGUGUUCAAUUUAUUACAUUUUCAAACUUUGGGCCACUUAUAGAAAUUUCCACAAAUAUACCUUUUCAGUACAAGUCACGAAAUUUUGGGACUGGUUUUGGAUAACCCUCUUGUCUCUCUACUACAUUUAUAGUUUCAAAUUUGCCGCCUAUGUGGUCACCGAAUUCAAGCUGCCACCAGCCUCCUCGGCAAUAGUCGUUCUCGAACAAACGAGAUUAUUAAUGAAGAUCCACUCCUUCAUCAGAAGCAACAUUCACAAACCGCAUAGCGACAACCCCCUAAAACUACCCCCUUUCUCCAACUUCCUUUAUUUCCUCUUCGUCCCAACGCUAAUCUACCAAGAAACCUACCCCCGUACCGCCAAAAUCAACUGGAAAUUCGUACUUCUACGUCUCCUAGAAUGCAUCGCUGUCAUUUUCUACCUCAGCUUCGUCAUCGACCGCUUCCUCAACCCCACGGUACAAGACUUCGGCAGCCGAAAAUACACCCUAAACGAAUUAAUUCUGUGCAUUUUCGAAAACACAACCACUGGAAUCUUUUUCCUCCUUCCUACCUUCUUUCUAGUACUCCACUCAUGGCAAAACUUGUUCGGGGAACUGACACGAUUUGGAGACAGACUCUUCUACAGCGACUGGUGGACCUGUACCGACUUCUCCGGGUACUUCCGCAAAUGGAACAUCAUCGUGCAGUCGUGGCUAUACCUCUACGUUUACAAAGACUUCAACGACAACGUCUUCAAAGGGAACACCACGCUCUCAAAACUGGCCGUUUUUCUCAUUUCGGCGGUGGUGCACGAAUGGGUACUCACCUACAUGUUCGGGUUCUUCUUCCCGUUGUUGUUUGCGGAGUUUCUGGUUUUCGGGACGAUUUUUAACUACGUGGGGGCACCCAAAACGGCGGCUUUUAAUGUGUUGUUUUGGUACGCGCUGGCUUUGGGAAUGGGGUCGUUGGUGACGAUGUAUGGGAUUGAGUACUAUGCGAGGGCUAACGCUCCUGUGGAGCGGCCGAGUUUUCGGGAAUGGGUAGUUCCGAGGUUUUUAACGUGUGAUUGCAUUCACGUUAGUUAGCGUAAGAAAUGAAUGGAUUUUAAGGUUGUCAAUAGAAUUUUUAACUUA
Zophobas morio is the source of this 1605-nucleotide messenger RNA. Its product is annotated as sterol O-acyltransferase 1-like. Lineage: Eukaryota; Metazoa; Arthropoda; Insecta; Coleoptera; Tenebrionidae. The coding region runs from base 235 to 1557 and encodes 440 amino acids. The transcript has 5 exons. Gene Ontology annotation, cellular component: endoplasmic reticulum membrane. Gene Ontology annotation, biological process: cholesterol metabolic process. The record is from RefSeq and is a predicted model, not a curated record.